This is a messenger RNA of Xyrichtys novacula (pearly razorfish), 3937 nucleotides long. Lineage: Eukaryota; Metazoa; Chordata; Actinopteri; Labriformes; Labridae. The record is from the annotation of a GenBank genome assembly.
ACUGACUGAGACUCCAUCCACUCUGACUGACGCUCAACAGCCCCUGAUCAAGACUUUCAUUCUCCAGGUUUUACGCGCAAACAAAAUGAGGGCUUUUAUUUUGACAGUGGCCUCUCUCUGGCUGAUAACAAUCCCCUGCAUGGAGGCUAUCCACGGAUUGUACAACUUUGGCCAGCAUGAAUUUUUCCCCAAAAAGAACAACUGCAAGCCAAUCCCUGCAAACUUCCUCCUGUGCCACGAUAUCGAGUACACAGAGAUGCGUCUCCCGAACCUGCUUGGGCACGAAACCAUGAACGAGGUUCUGCAGCAAGCUUCGUCCUGGAUUCCGCUGGUACGGAGGCAAUGCCACCCGGAUACGAGAAAGUUCCUGUGCUCUCUUUUCGCUCCAGUGUGUCUGGACGACUUGGAUGAGCCCAUCCAGCCGUGCAGGUCUUUGUGCGAGAGCGUCAAGCACGGCUGCGCGCCCGUGAUGUCCGCGUUUGGGUUCCCGUGGCCAAGUAUGUUGGACUGCAACCGAUUUCCACUCGAUAAUGACCUCUGCAUACCGCCUGCAGGCAUGGAGAACUUAACACCAGUCACCAAAGAAGGUGAGAUUGCAUCAAUCUGUGUUUUAUCAAAGUUUUAUUCAUUUUUAAUCCUUGUGCCAAUUCCCACCUCAUGAAAAAUGAAAAAACAUGAAGGAUGCGUAAAAGUCUACUUCUGCGUACACUUGCUGCAACACACAAUUCCUCUCUGGUACACCAGAUUUAGAUUGUCUAACUUUGCAUGGAGCAUAACAUAUUGUGUAACAUUUACCAUGUCUCAUUACUUUGUUUAGUGCCAAGAGUGUGCGACGCUUGCAAGGAAACAGAUGAAAAUGACAAUGAAAUUGUUGACAAUCUUUGCAAAAAUGACUUUGGUAAGUAGCCUGCACCGACAUCCACCUAUAUCUGUAAGUGUUACACUAAAUGUGAUGAAAGAGGCAAAAAAAAAAGUGACAUGGCAAGAGAUUUAAGGAACCACAAGGCUGUUUUUUUACUGUUGAAUUUGCUUCCAAAGCUGGAAAAUCCAAAGAAAAAAGUGAACUGCAACCAGGAUUUUCCUCGCUGCUUUUAUCUCCCAUAUUGCAUGCAUUUUAAGCUCUGAACCAUAUGUACAUACAUGGGCCUUGAGCCUCUCAGAUGGCUUUCAUUAGAGCAACAUGUCAAAUAGGAUGAUGUCCAUACACUUUCUGUAAACACUCCCAGUCUCCAUCCCUGACUCUCUCUCAUGCUUGCAUUAAGCCCUGAAGAUCAAAGUGAAGGAGAUCUUCUACAUCAAUGGAGACACCAAGAUUGUCCCAGAGACCAAGAGCAAGACCAUCUACAAGCUGAACGGCGUGACGGAGCGCGAUCUGAGGAAGACCGUGCUGUGGCUGAAGGACGGCCUGCAGUGUGUGUGCGAGGAGAUGAACGACAUCAACGCCGCCUACCUGGUCAUGGGUCAGAAGAUGGACGGAGAUCUGGUCAUCACGUCUCUGAAGCGCUGGCAGAAGGGACAUAGGGAGUUCAAGAGGAUUACUCGCAGCAUCCGCAAGCUGCAGUGCUAAGGGACAAAAAAAGGCAUGUGUCACUGUUUGAAACAAAAAAGUUUAGUCCAGAUUUUUCCAAUUAUUUUUCUCAAGAUGUCACAAAAGCUGCAGUUAAAGUAUUUUGUAGAUCAGGACAGUUAUGUCUUUGCCCUUGGAAACCUUAGGUAACAAAAACUCCUAAUAUCUUCAAAAAGGUAAUAAAGGCCAGGUUAAAACACAAAUUUUAAUUGACUUAGUAACUAAAGUUAUGGUACACACUCUCAUUCUAAUACAUAAAACCUCUUUUAGUGGCUUAAUCCUAUAUUUCUGUCUAUUUUGGACUCAGGCAUCAGAAAACAAAGUGAAAAGGCCAAAUAUUAUGUGUCUGCAGAGCCAGAAGCUGCAGUUUCAGGACUGCAUUUCUUGGACCAAUUCUCUAGGUCCUUGCAAUAGUCAAUGUUCAGGUUAUGGUUGUACACUAAAAAAGCAGUCAAUGGCAGUUCAAUGGGGUCUUAGAAUUGCAGCCCUAUAAAUGCAGCUCUCUUGGUCUGCAGACACAUGCGACUCUUCAAAGAUGCUGUUUGGAUCUUGGUCAACUUUGGCGCCCCACUUGACAAAGAUGUUCACUGAUCCAUUUGCAGAUUUUGUCUUCACAUGCCCACGUAGUCUUAUUUCUACAAAAAAAAAAUAAUAAAAUCUCAUUCAGCUUUCAAAGUUCAAAAUUUCAAGGUUAAAUACAUGGCUCACUCUGAAUGGCUCCUUCUGACAAAUAUAAAACAAGUCUAUUUCUGUAACAUUCAGUCAAUCAUCGAGCCUAACACCUGUCCUCCUGUGGGAGUUUCAGUAAGGGAUGCUCAAAAGCGUCUAAUUUGCCAGUCAUUCAAACGGUAAUUUAAAUUCAGACAAGUCAAAAAUUGAGAAAAAAAUACUCAAAACUAAACACAUUUUAUCUAAUAGUCUGUAGGUAAACAUUUCAGCUGGUUUGCUUAGUGUGGCCAGUGUUAGUAGAGUCAGCAGCACCAGCUUUUGGCUCUCACUUUCUAAAUCAAAAUACUGCCAAACUGUAGUGAGCUAUUUGAUACCGUUUGUCAUCUUCUGUAGUUGUUUACAUCCAGAUAGUAGUCAAUAGCUUUGGCUAGUGGGCUGGACACAACACAGCCCAAACAACAAUAAAGACGUUAAAACUCGUUUAACCACCAGUAACUCUUGCGAUGGAUAAGUAAAUGUCAUGGUGUCCAGUCAUGUGGUUGACUAGACGUUACAGUAUACACACUUUUAGUCUAGCUUCUAAUCACCCUGUUUGGUUUUGUAUGGGAGCAUUACUAUAAAUUUAAAUCAUUUUCUCAACUCUUCACUGUGGCUUUAAACUGUAAAAAUGUGAUAUUUUGUCAACUUCUGCCAUUGACCGUCAUUUAGUGGGUAUUUGUCUCCCCCCUGUGGUCAUAUUUGAAGUGUUUUGUUUUUCUAGGGAGCUGUCACUAUUAAUUGCAGUUAAUUGCACUCAGCUGCUGUUCCAGGUGUACAGAAAUCCCAUGGUCAGACUUAAGACUAGCCGAAUCUUUGAUUAAACAUGACUGACUCCAAAAAUCACUGGCAGAUGUGGCCCAAUGUUUAUUCCCACCAGGGCUGAAUUUGAGUGUCCUUUUUCUUGACUGGAUUUGUUUCUUUUUCUUUUUUUUCAACUGCAUCAUAACCAAAAAGUGAGAAAUCUGCAUUGUGGGCUUUCCUGAAACAGUGUAAAUCAUCAUCAGACGCUAGUUUGGAUGGUUCAAAACUUCUCUAAGAACAAAAACACAAGAUUUAAAUACUGAAUUAUUUGAUUUUUGGCCAUGGCUGUUAGUCAAGUAGUUUAAUACUGGACUUUAGUUUAGAGUGAUGAAGUCUUUAUAUCUCAAAACCUGCAUUCAUAUCUGUGUCUUGCUUAUAGAGUGAAGCUGUGAUCCCAGUGUGUGUGGUGAGAUGUUCAAAGACAUAGUAAUUUUCAUAUUUUUAUAUUCUGUGGUUUUUCUCAACAAAAAAAGAAGAGAUAGCUGGUUAUAUUCUCUUCCUGUUCAACCUUUUAAUACUCUUGGUAAUCUUUUUAUACUUGAGCCACUGCUUUUCUACCAUAAAACAAAUAUUUUUUUACUACAGACUUUCACAUUAUGUUACAUUUUAAAGAUUUGGUUUGCAGCGUUACCCUGUUUGAGUGACACAAGUUGGAUUCGUAGGUAUUAUUAGUUAAUGACUGAGUUUUUGGUUGGUAAUGUUGAUUUGAUGAGCAGUCAUUUCGUAUGCGCAGAUAAUCAUGGCAGUAUAUAUAUGUGUGUUAUGUAUAAAGUAUUGUUUUGAAAGUAUUACUGUGUAAAUAUCAAUUACUUUCGUUUAUUCUUGUACAAAGUUUUCAGCAAUUAAAAGCUGCCAACGACA